AUGCCACCCAUUACUCAAGUGCCAACCAGUAUGAGUUUGGAAACUAUGACCUGCACAAGGUGCGAUGAAGGCUUUGAGCCUCAAGAGAAGAUUGUCAACUCGAAUGGACAAUUGUGGCACAUUCAGUGCUUUGUCUGUGCUCAGUGCUUCCGAACAUUUCAAGAUGGCAUUUUCUACGAGUUUGAAGGACGCAAAUAUUGCGAGAAAGAUUUUCGUGUUCUUUUUGCUCCAUAUUGCUCAAAAUGCGGCGAAAUUGUUAUCGGACGUGUCAUUAAGGCAAUGCAAGCAAGUUGGCAUCCAGAAUGCUUUCGUUGUCAACUGUGUGCAAAGGAACUUGCUGACUCAGGCUUUAUUCGCAACAACAAUCGUGCAUUGUGUCAUGGAUGUAAUGCAAACAUUAAGGCAUCUGAAAUUGGAAAGUAUUCGUGCCAAAAGUGUCAUGGAAUCAUUGAUGGUGCUCCAUUGCGCUUCCGUGGUGAAGUUUAUCAUGGUUAUCACUUCAAUUGUACAAGUUGUGGUGUUGAAUUGGAUUCGACAGCUCGUGAAAUCAAGAGCCGUACUGGCUUUGCAGCUAAUGAUAUGAAUGAGCUUUAUUGCUUAAAAUGUCAUGAUCGUAUGGGGGUUCCAAUUUGCGGUGCUUGUCGUCGUCCAAUUGAAGAACGUGUUGUAACUGCUUUGGGUAAGCACUGGCAUGUUGAGCAUUUCGUUUGUGCCAAAUGUGAGAAGCCAUUCUUAGGUCAUCGACAUUAUGAGAAGCGUGGAUUGGCUUACUGCGAAACGCAUUAUCACCAACUUUUCGGCAAUUUGUGUUUCGUAUGCAAUCAAGUCGUAUCUGGCGAUGUCUUUACAGCAUUGAAUAAAGCAUGGUGUGUUCAUCAUUUCUCGUGCGAUAUGUGCAACACUAAUUUGGAUCUAAAGUCGAAAUUCUACGAGUACGAUGAGAAGCCAGUUUGUAAGAAAUGUUAUGAGAGGAUGCCAUCAGAGUUGAGGAAGAGAUUACGAGUCGCUCAUGAGAACACAAUGAGAAAGAAUUAA
Molecule: messenger RNA, 1035 nt
Organism: Chironomus riparius
Lineage: Eukaryota; Metazoa; Arthropoda; Insecta; Diptera; Chironomidae
Source: the annotation of a GenBank genome assembly